AUGAUGAUGACCACCGUCUUAGUAAUCCUUGUUAUGCUUCUCAUAUGGCAGAUCAACAUCAUUCUGGUGAUGUCCUUUGCUAUCAUUUUCCUUGGUUUGGAGUUCAUAUUCUUGUCAUCUGUUUUAUGGGGCAUCAGAGAUGGUAGCAAGCUAAAACACGAAACAGAAGUGAAGAAAAAAUGUCAAUGGAUUAAAAAAACAUUUCACUUUUUACCUCAAGCUGAUGACAUUGUCAACAAAUCUGUUUGGUGCAUCUCUUUUAAAACAUGGUCAUUCGUGCCAUGCUUCCUGAAUCUGAUGGUGCAACUGUCAUCUCAAGUGGAGCCAAUUCGAAACUUAUUUGCAGCUCUAUUUCUAUCAAGUAUUGGGAUGCUUAUACAUGUACAGUUCUUGUGGACACAUGUGGAUAUAUUACUAGCAUCUAUUAUUCUGGUUAUAGCUGUUAAGACUACAGUUUCUGCAGUCAUGAGAAAGGCCUUUAGAUAUUAUGUUAAGACAUCAUUUCUUAUGAUAAUAAAAGAUGCUUUGAACUCUGCUCUUGUUGAGGAAAUGGCUGCUGGUUCUAGUAUCUUUAUCAUGGGUGAAGAGGUUGGAGAAUACCAGGGUGCAUAG
Lactuca saligna is the source of this 612-nucleotide messenger RNA. Lineage: Eukaryota; Viridiplantae; Streptophyta; Magnoliopsida; Asterales; Asteraceae. The record is from the annotation of a GenBank genome assembly.